AGCCCGUCUCCCGUACGCCCGCCUUGUCUUGUGCCAUGAUACCUCGUCUGAGCGCCUCGCAUUGCAGCGCAUGGCGUCGCGUCGCGUCAUGCCCCUGCGGCGGCACGUUGCACGGCCGCGACGACGUGCGUGCUGCACGCAUUGCACGCUGGCCGCCAGCAGCAGGCAGCUGCACGUGCCCGCCGUGUCAACGCCUCGUCCCGAUCCGACGACAGCUGCCUGUCCGCACGCGCUGUCAUGUCAUGCCAUGUCAUGCUGCUCGCCAUUGCGACCCGAGCGAGCUUUGCUCCCCCUUGCCCGUUUUGUUCCGAGGUGCCUGGGCCUGGCGCGCGGUAGGUGUGGGUGUAUGGCGUAUGUGUGUAUGUAUGUAGGUGGGUUUGCUGUGGUGUGUGUAGGUCGGUCUGGCUGCUGUCGCUGUUUCUCGUGCCGUGCUUCCCCGCUGCGGCUCGCCGGGCGUGCUGAAGGGGUGGAAAGAGGUUUCCGUACGCGGAGGGAAUGGUGUGGUUAUUUUUGGUGGAGGUGGUGGAGCUGCUGCUGCUGCUGCUGCUGCUGCUGCUGCUGCUGGUGAUGUCGUGGUAUGUGAAGGGAGGGGGCGUGGGGGUUAGAGUUUGUGUUGGAGUGGAGAUGGGGUGGCGUGCUGAGGAGAAGGAGGGGGCGGGAUGGCAUAAACGGGUGUGUGAGCGGGAACUAGGGAAGGUUCGGCGAGAGGGGGUGGGCGAGGGGGUGCUGGAUGUUGGUGUUGGUGUGGGAGGAACUUUGGUGGUUGGCUGCACUGAAGGUGGCGUCGAUGCUAGUGGUAGUGCUUUUAGUGGUGCGGGGGUUAGAGCGGUGCUAAUGGCUUAUCUCAACGCUAUACUGACGCUAGUACUAGACGACGCUGACGACACUGACUUGUUAUUAUGA
This is a messenger RNA of Aplosporella prunicola CBS 121167, 903 nucleotides long. RefSeq lists its product as uncharacterized. The transcript has 4 exons. Lineage: Eukaryota; Fungi; Ascomycota; Dothideomycetes; Botryosphaeriales; Aplosporellaceae. The coding region runs from base 71 to 568 and encodes 165 amino acids. The record is from RefSeq and is a predicted model, not a curated record.